AUGGACCAAGUAAUACAAAAAUCUCGCUUUUGUUUACCCGGAUCCCGUGCCGAGCUUUUCGAGAGCCCGAAGACUGACCGAGUCAACAAACAUGCCCAGACACAGCAUGCUAUCAACAAGGAGGAGAAGGAUUUCUUAAAGAAGCUCCAAGACGACAUCAGCAACUACGAGGAGACCAGCGAGCUCGAUGUUCCUAACCCCGAAGAAGACAAAAAAUCAUGCACCCCUCUGAGCCAGCCAACCAAGAAUCUCCGCCUGCCGAUACCAGCAGAGGUGGAGAAGCUCUACUCGAGAUUGUUGACAGUUGGUUCUGCAGAGCACGAGACCAAGUUCGUCACUUUCGAUAUCGAGAGCACCGACACCACAAGCCGUGAGCAUACUAAGCAGGGUGAGCCAAGAUCAGGCAUUGAAGGUCCCCAAGACUUGCUCGGCGGCGGCGACGACGAGCCAGGCACAACUACUGGCGAUGCUGAGGUUCUGGUCGGCGACAAUAAGAGCCGCAGAUUCAAAUCCAAGCUAGAGGUAAGCUUCACCAACACCAGCACCAGCACCAACAUCAAGCAUCCCCAAGACGACAGAAUUCUUCCUCACGCCAAGAAAUCCACACUUUCUACCGAUACCGAUAGCCCUGCUACCAACCAUCCCCAAGACGAGCAGCCCACCCAAGCCGAUCAAUCGCCCAGCCCACCCAAGUCAAGUCAACUCCUUCCCGACCCAGAGAUUCGCAAAGACAACGACCCUCGACCCUGCCAAUAUCCGAGGCUGAGGCGACACGAGAGAUUGGGGGGGGACUGUGCGGCUGUCUCACGUUGCGUGUUUGGAAUGGCAUCCGGGAAAAAAGCGGGUGAUACCUACGAGGCAUUGUUGAUAAUACUGGGAGACCAGGAAGCAUACGAGUGGUUCUAG
Messenger RNA from Drepanopeziza brunnea f. sp. 'multigermtubi' MB_m1, 906 nucleotides. NCBI's taxonomy places the organism in Eukaryota, Fungi, Ascomycota, Leotiomycetes, Helotiales, Drepanopezizaceae. The record is from RefSeq and is a predicted model, not a curated record.